GCAGGCGCACUGAGCCUCAGCCGAGCCGGGAGGCGGGACCAAUGGCGAGGGGGCGGGCCGAGCUCCCUUUUGCGGCUGCGCACUCGCAUAGCCCCGCCUCGGCGAGCCACUUCCGGCGCUGCGGCUCUUCCGGGCAGAAACCGCUGAGGUUGGCAUCGGAGUUGUAACCUGCCGCUGACUGACCUAACGACCGGCCGACCAUGGUGCCCAGAGUGGCCCGCGGGCCGACGCCAUACUGGAGGUUGCCCCUCGGUGGCGCCGCGCUGCUCCUGCUGCUCAUCUCGGUGGCCGCCGCGCAGGAGCCUUCCGGAGCGGCAUGUUCUCAGAACACAAACAAAACCUGUGAAGAGUGCCUGAAGAACGUCUCCUGUCUUUGGUGUAACACUGACAAGGCAUGUCUGGACUACCCAGUUACAAACGUCUUGCCUCCUGCUUCCCUUUGUAAAUUGAGCUCUGCACGCUGGGGAGUCUGUUGGGUGAACUUUGAGGCGCUGAUCAUCACCAUGUCGGUGGUCGGGGGAGCCUUCCUCUUGGGCAUCGCCAUCUGCUGCUGCUGCUGCUGCAGGAGGAAGAGGAGCCGGAAGCCGGACAGGAGCGAGGAGAAGGCCAUUCGUGAGCGGGAGGAGAGGCGGAUACGGCAGGAGGAACGGAGAGCAGAGAUGAAGACAAGACAUGAUGAAAUCAGAAAAAAAUAUGGCUUGUUUAAAGAAGAAAACCCAUAUGCUAGAUUUGAAAACAACUGAAACGCUCCAACAUGCCAGGCAGUCCCGAAGCUUCCUGUGAGGUGCACACACUCCACAGCACAGCCUGGCCGGGAGACCACGUGGCCUUCAGGCCUCCUGACCUUGACCAGUGCAGCCUUCAGGACAGGCGGUCGGAGAACUGCCCCUAAAGGACAAUCCUCUUGUCCCUGCAGACUUGUGACCUUUGAUUCCUUGUUUAUGUCUAGAUUUAGUCACCUGAAAUAGGAAGCCUUUGGGGCUUUGUGUUUUGGAGGAGGAAAUGUGCCUAUUCCACUAUUCUUCUCAGUUUGUAAGCUGACUGCACACCAAGCCGCCUGGCAGCACCGGCGCUGUGGCUGUUCAUUCUCCUGGACAGCAGCAGAGCCUGGCGUCCUCUCUGUCCACUAACAAGCUUACAUGCAACAAUGGGAAGCCGAUUUUCCUUUUGUCAUUUCCCCAUAAAACCAUGGACAGUGUUUGUGCACGUGUCUUAAAUCUUCACACCUGUUGAUUCACGUGGCUUUUGCUGAUGACAGGGCUCCAGUACACAGUCUGAUAAGGAUCUACUCUUCCUAACUUCAGUUGUGUUAAAUAGCAUUGAGGAAUCGCUAAACUUAAACCUUUAAAAAAAAAUUAUUGGAUUUUCUCCCCUACUUAAAAGAUUUCACUAGAAUACUUUCAUAUGAAAAUUCAGGCCCCUUUUGGACAAUUUUUAAAAUUUGUGUCUUCACUAGAACAUGAGACUGUUUUUCCCUUGGACGCUUGAAUUACUUCUGUGGUGUUGGGCCUGGCUCUAGAGCGCUGGUGGGCUCCUGUGCCGGUGGUGUGGGGAGGACAGGGAAGAGCCCCGCAGCUCUCUCCAGCCCUGUUGGUGUCCUCUUUCUGCCUGUUGGGCUAUCUGGGGGGUGGCCAUUUAGAGAUCGUUGGGGACGGCAGGUCCGCCCCAAGGAGAGAGAAAGGCCCGUCCACAGGGCAGGCUCUGGGCCGCGUGCUACGGAAGCAGGUAUGCAGAGCCAGCUGAGGGCUCUCCCCACACCACCCAGCAGGCGCUGGUGCUCCUGCCUCACGGGAUCAUUCCAGCUUCCAGCCGCUCUGGCUCAAGUGUGUUCUGGGCACUUCCUUCAUAGUGGGCUUCUCUGGGAGCUCUCCAGUGGCACUGCAGGCACCCCGCACAGCCGGACCUACCCCGCGUUUCUGUAAAAUUGGGAUGCAUGGCUUUAGUAAGUCGACCACGUGCUUCAUGGCAGGGGAAGCAGCAUGUGGGGAAGCUGAAAAGUACUGCCUAAUGAAGUUUGAAAGUAGUCCCCACUCAAGAUUACUUUGAAUUUUAAAAUACUUCGCUUUGGGAAAGUUGGUCAACAGCACCUAAGAUAAAUGACGUGUUCCGUUUUCAUACUUCACAGUCGUGAAACUGAAAAAACUGUCUUCAGCAUGAGAUAAAGUUCACAGGCAGAUCACCAUGAUCCAGAACGCCUUAAGGAAUCCUCCAGCAGCUGGAUCAGCCUUUUCUCUGCGCACAUCUCACCGAGAGUAACAUUCCUACCCUGAAAUUUCCACAGAGCAUAUAACCUGUACCCAGUUCUUCAGGCUUAUUUCUCUGACUUCUUGGGCAUUCGUAGCAAAGUAUUACAGAUAUUCCUAUGUAUUUUAUAGCAGCUAUCAAAAUUGGACUUUGUAUUGUUUAUUCAUAAAAGAACUUUAUGAAUACAGUAGUGUGUAUGCAGAGUCCGUUUCCUGCAUGUAGGCUGCUGAGCUGAAGGUAGAGCUUGGUUGUUAAAUACAGCACAGUUAAUCCUCAUGUUCAGCGUGGAAAUCCACGCCGAGAAGGUUGGUCUGAAUCCUUCUGCCUUUUUCUGAAACAUGCUAAGAGCAGCCACAAAACUAACCUCAAGGACACCAUAGAGCUUGGAGUGCCUUCAUUUUUAACCCGUUUCCAAUAAAAUGGUUUAAUAC
Cebus imitator (Panamanian white-faced capuchin) is the source of this 2675-nucleotide messenger RNA. It is a transcript of the gene PTTG1IP, whose product is annotated as PTTG1 interacting protein. Gene Ontology annotation, biological process: protein import into nucleus. Bases 201 to 743 code for a protein of 180 amino acids. Lineage: Eukaryota; Metazoa; Chordata; Mammalia; Primates; Cebidae. Gene Ontology annotation, cellular component: nucleus; cytoplasm. The record is from RefSeq and is a predicted model, not a curated record. The transcript has 6 exons.